AUGACUAAUCCAGAGGUUCGAGAAAUAUUCAAGACUAGGUCUAGAAUCAUUUCUUACAUUAGGUCGUUCCUGGACAAGCUUGAUUUCUUAGAGGUUGAAACACCUAUGAUGAAUAUGAUUGCUGGUGGUGCUGCUGCUAAGCCAUUUGUAACUCAUCAUAACGACCUUAACAUGAGAUUAUUCAUGAGAGUUGCUCCAGAACUCUAUCUCAAGGAGUUGGUUGUAGGUGGGCUGGACCGUGUUUAUGAAAUUGGGAAGCAAUUUAGGAACGAGGGUAUAGAUUUGACUCACAAUCUUGAGUUUACUACCUGUGAGUUCUAUAUGGCUUAUAUGGACUACAAUGACUUAAUGGAGAUAACAGAGAACAUGUUGAGUGCUAUGGUCAAGGAACUUACAAAUGGCAGCUAUAAAACCAAGUAUCAUGCAAAUGGUAUUGAUAAGGAUCCUAUUGAAAUCGACUUUACUCCACCAUUCAGAAGGAUUGACAUGAUUGAAGGAUUAGAGCAGAUUGCUGGCCUCAGUAUUCCAAAGACUUGGCUAGUGAUGAAACUAAUCAAUAUCUUGUUGGGCACUUUUUUGGAGGAAACAUGUGUCAAUUCCACAUUCAUCAUAAACCAUCCUGAGAUAAUGAGUCUGUUGGCGAAGUGGCACAGAUCAAAACCUAGCCUUACUGAGCGUUUUGAAUUGUUUGUUAACAAACAUGAGAUUUGCAACACAUAUACUGAAUUGAAUGACCCUGUGGUACAGCGACAAAGAUUUGCUUGA
Molecule: messenger RNA, 765 nt
Organism: Vicia faba (fava bean)
Lineage: Eukaryota; Viridiplantae; Streptophyta; Magnoliopsida; Fabales; Fabaceae
Source: the annotation of a GenBank genome assembly